Molecule: messenger RNA, 1678 nt
Organism: Triticum aestivum (bread wheat)
Lineage: Eukaryota; Viridiplantae; Streptophyta; Magnoliopsida; Poales; Poaceae
Product: F-box/LRR-repeat protein 13
Exons: 3
Coding region: 156-1613 (485 amino acids)
Molecular function (GO): protein binding
Source: RefSeq, a predicted model, not a curated record
GGCCCGGUUGGAAUGGAGCACUACGCCAAAAGUUGAAGUCGGAUUUCUCAAAUCUCAAAAAGAAAAAAAGGAAGCCGGAGACUUCGCAGCAAAAAGGGCACAGUCUCCCCUCUGCAGGCUGCAGCCACCACGCACACCGGCGGCGCUGGCCGGAGAUGGAGCCGACCGGCCGGAGUACCAAGAGGAUGAGACCCGCGCCACCCGACAUCCACCAAUCGACGCCAGGUCCAGCGGAGACGACCGAUCUGGAAGCCACGACCGCGGGGAGAACCCAACACCCGCCGCCGGGAGCUGGGAGAGAUGGCGGCGAGGGGUCGCCGGACCGCAUCAGCGAUCUUCCCGACGCGGUCCUCGGCGAGAUAAUCUUCCUCCUCCCCACCAAGGACGGCGCCCGCACUCAAGCCCUCGCGUCCCGGUGGCGCCACCUCUGGCGCGCCUCCCCUCUCAACCUCGACUGCCGGGGCCUCUCCGGCAACUUCCCCGGCGCCAUACUCUCCGCCCACGGGGGCCCCGUCCACCGCCUCUGCCUCCCGUCGCUCCUCCUCCAGUACAGAGCCGAUGUGGCAGGCACCUGGCUCCGCUCCCCCUCCCUGGACAAGCUCCAGGAGCUCGAGUUCUACCUAGAGCUGCCAAUAACAUACAGAUUUUCGUUCUCAAGGUUACAGCUGCUGCAACCACCGCCGGCGUCCAUCUUCAGGUUCUCGUCCACUCUCCGCGUUGCCACCAUCAGUCAGUGCCAUCUCCCGGACAAUACUGUGGAGACGCUUCAGUUUCCCCUGCUCAAGAAGCUUGCGCUCGUGGAGGUCAAAAUCUCGGAGGGCUUGCUGCAGAGCAUCAUCACCUCCGGCUGCCCUGCCCUGGAAAGCUUGUUGCUCAGGACUAGUUUUGACAUCCGUGGUCUCAGGAUCAACUCCCCUAUCCUUAAAAGUAUAGGCGUUCAUUCUAGGUUUGUAGAACUCAUCAUUCAGGAUGCUCCUUCACUUGAAAGAUUGCUCUGUCUGAGAAUGGAUAUGAGAAUGCGAGUGUCAGUAAUCUCCGCACCUAGACUGGCGACCUUGGGUUACAUUUCUCAGGAUUCACCGGACUCCAAAAUCAUGUUUGGCUCCACAGUUAUUCAGAGAUUGUGCGUUGUUAGCCUGACAAUGGUGGUGCGUACUGUCAAGAUCUUGGCUGUCCAUAUGAAUUUUAAUCUGGAUAUGGUUAUUGAGUUGAUGAAAUGCUUCGUAUGCCUGGAGAAGUUGUAUAUGAAGAUUCAGACAGAUUCACCAGCAGGAACAAAUUUCUGGCGUCAUAAACACCGGAAUUUUAUCACAUCUCAGGACAUUCGUUUGAAGACCUUAGUGCUAGGGCAUUACCGAGGCAUCCAGGCACAAGUUAACUUUGUCACAUUCUUCAUACUGAAUGCGAAACUGCUAGAGUCCAUCCGACUUGAGGUUGAUUCCAGGGAUUACAAUGACGGAUUUUUCGCAGAACAAUGUAGGAUGCUUCAGAUGGAGAAAAGGGUUUCUAGAGGUGCUCAGCUCUGUGUUACAACAGGUUCUCACAAUGAUGUUUCGAGCACCGUUGACCUCAGUGAUUUGGAUUUGGUUGAUCCAUUCACAUGUAGAUGUUGAGAGUGGGCCUGGCUCCUGGUUGAGUUAUUCUUGCGUAUCUCAUUCUGUGGUUUUGCCCAAGCUUG